UGAUUGCCUUCCUCUGUCUCAACUACUUCCUACCGGCCGAGCCUAUAGUCUCCCCUCAGCCGGAGGCCUCCUCAACGGCUGUCGACGGCGGAGCUGGCUUUCCUGGUGCUGCUCCCGGCACCAGUUUGGCCAAUCAGCAUGAGAAAAGGGCAGAUAGUAGAGAAGAUUUCCAGGACGGACUCUCAUCUGGAGGGAAUCAGGAGCAUUCGCCUCGGUACAGCACCCCGUACCCAUCAGGAAGACAGAACUUGCACAAUGGCAGAGGUGAGUCGUAUAUACGAAGAAAAGGUGGGUUUCGAGGAAUCUCUUGUUUCAUAA
Messenger RNA from Protopolystoma xenopodis, 318 nucleotides. The record is from the annotation of a GenBank genome assembly. Lineage: Eukaryota; Metazoa; Platyhelminthes; Monogenea; Polystomatidea; Polystomatidae.